Uloborus diversus is the source of this 793-nucleotide messenger RNA. RefSeq names its product calcium and integrin-binding protein 1-like. The record is from RefSeq and is a predicted model, not a curated record. Bases 136 to 690 code for a protein of 184 amino acids. Lineage: Eukaryota; Metazoa; Arthropoda; Arachnida; Araneae; Uloboridae. Gene Ontology annotation, molecular function: calcium ion binding. The transcript has 7 exons.
UGUAGGAAGUGACGUUUGGUCGACUCGUUAUUGUCCAAGAAGAUGCAAUGACCAAAGCGUUUUGCUUUUUUCCUUCUGCAAAAGAAAGUUGUUAACAUCAUGCCGAAAUUCAAGCAGAGGUUAUGAAAGGUAGCUAUGGGAAACACGAAAAGUCAGCUCACAAAGUCAGAAUUGCAAGAUUAUAAGGAGUUAACUUAUCUUACUGAGAAAGAAAUCCAAUAUGCUUUUAAGAAGUUCAAGAACUUGGAUGUGAGGGUUUUAAAUAAAAAUAAAUUUGCCAGAAUAUCUACUGACUUAAUCAAAGGAAUGCCCGAGUUUGAAAAUAAUCCUUUUGCGGAUAGGAUAUGCCGAAUCUUUUCUUCUGAAAAUGAUGGACGAUGGUCUUUUGAUGAUUUUUUAGACAUGGUUUCAGUUUUCAAUGAAAACACUCCUGCAGAGGAAAAAGCAAUGUAUGCUUUCUAUGUGUACGAUUUUGAUGAAGAUGGAUUCUUGUCCACAGACGACCUCACAAUUCUUUUUUCGCGCCUUGCGGGAGGCGAAAAAAUAGAAGAACGCGACAUGCGGCAAGUACUCAGCAGGAUUCUGGAAGAGGCUGAUCUGGAUAGAGAUGGCAUGUUAUCUCCAGCGGAGUUUAAGCACAGUCUGAUGAAGUGUCCUGACUUUGCAAAAAGUUUCACUCUUAGAAUCUAACAUAAGAAAUGGAGAGAAAAAAGAAUUUCAAGAACUCAGAAAGGAACCCUGAACCUUUUUAGGAAGAAGGUGAUGCCAUUGUUAUUUGAAUUGUGAUCUGGGG